CUGUGUUGAGUAGAGACUGACAACAGAAAGUAGCCACUGCGCUGAAGGGGGCUACAGUAUUGCUGUGUUGAGUAGAGACUGACAACAGAAAGUAGCCACUGCGCUGAAGGGGGCUACAGUAUUGCUGUGUUGAGUAGAGACUGACAACAGAAAGUAGCUACUGCGCUGAAAGGGGCUACAGUAUUGCUGUGUUGAGUAGAGACUGACAACAGAAAGUAGCUACUGCGCUGAAAGGGGCUACAGUAUUGCUGUGUUGAGUAGAGACUGACAACAGAAAGUAGCCACUGCGCUGAAGGGGGCUACAGUAUUGCUGUGUUGAGUAGAGACUGACAACAGAAAGUAGCCACUGCGCUGAAAGGGGCUAGAGUAUUGCUGUGUUGAGGAGUGAGUGGUACCCUACACUAUCCUGUGCUACUGUUGCUGCUACGGCCAUGGGGACCAGGGUCCUGCUUCUCUCCAUCUUAAUGAUUUCUUUCAACUGGUCCAGGGGGGCUGUCAUCACUGGGGCGUGUGAUAGAGAUAUUCAGUGUGGGUUUGGUCUAUGCUGUGCUGUCAGCCUGUGGCUUAGGGGACUGCGGAUGUGUAUACCACGAGGGGAAGAGGGGGACGAGUGCCACCCCUUCAGUCACAAGGUGCCCUAUCCAGGAAAAAGACAGCAUCACACCUGUCCAUGUCUUCCUCAUUUGGUCUGUACCAGCUACACAGGUAGCACAUACAGGUGUACCAAAGACUUCAAAAACCUAGACUUUUGAUGACCGAGGAGGAAGAAGAGGAGAGAGAAGAAGAGGAGAAAGAUGGGAAACAAUGACAACAGCACAUUCAAUCACACACAACCUUCACUCUUUUCCCUCUACUUAGUCCCUCAAUCACACACGACCUUCACUCUUUUCCCUCUACUUAGUCCCUCAAUCACACACGACCUUCACUCUUUUCCCUCUACUUAGUCCCUCAAUCACACACGACCUUCACUCUUUUCCCUCUACUUAGUCCCUCAAUCACACACGACCUU
This is a messenger RNA of Oncorhynchus masou masou (cherry salmon), 1009 nucleotides long. It is a transcript of the gene prok1, whose product is annotated as prokineticin 1. The transcript is spliced from 3 exons. Gene Ontology annotation, biological process: endothelial cell proliferation. Bases 432 to 752 code for a protein of 106 amino acids. The record is from RefSeq and is a predicted model, not a curated record. NCBI's taxonomy places the organism in Eukaryota, Metazoa, Chordata, Actinopteri, Salmoniformes, Salmonidae.